Molecule: messenger RNA, 732 nt
Organism: Metopolophium dirhodum (rose-grain aphid)
Lineage: Eukaryota; Metazoa; Arthropoda; Insecta; Hemiptera; Aphididae
Exons: 5
Coding region: 1-732 (243 amino acids)
Source: RefSeq, a predicted model, not a curated record
AUGAAUCCUGAGGAAAUUGACAAAAAUUACAAUGAUGAGGUUAUUAGGACCCUAUUAAAAACAUUAAGAUCGCACAACGAAAUUGAAAAAAAAAAGGCAAUGGAAAGCAAUAAAUACCAACAUCCUCAAACCAUCAAGCAGAGUUUAGGUGACACCCUUGGAGGCAUAGUUAUCGACUUGAUCCCUAAAGAUGAAUUGAAAUGGUGGAUGGAAAACGAAAAAGUACCCUUACAAUUUGAGUUGAUGCCGAAAAAUAUGCUAUCUGGGAACAUACAACUGACACCAGUGGAUAAUGACGAGGACACUAUGACAUUAUAUUUAAAUAUAAUAAUGCUCGUCGGUGAUCGUCUCAAGAAGCAAGCUGAAAUUAAACUGAACGAAGAACUUAAUGAAGCACUUAAAAAAAAAAGUCGAAGAAAAGCCAAACAGGGCAUUAAAACGAACAUAAUGAACAAAUGCAAUGAAGAAAUAGAAAAUUAUUCGAAUAUGAUUGCACGUUGUUUGAAAAACAUUUUAAAGAUGUCCGCAGAAAAACAGGAGAAAGAGAUGAGAAACGAAUUUAAUUACCAAAUGCAGCUGGCUCGAAGUGAACUGUUCGAAGAAUAUUUGGAAGAGAAAUGUGAAUGUGAAAUUUUCUGGGAAAAAGAACUGAGAACGAUAAAAGAAAAAAAUGAUAGAGAACUCAAAUUUUUGAAGAUAAUGGAUUUUAAUGCACAUAAAGACGUAAAAUGA